AUGGGUGACUACUUGAAAGCACUAGAAUUUUACGAAAAAACAAUUAAAAUAAAAGAAAAAGCUAUGUCUUCGACUGACCCUGAUUUGGCUCUUUCCUACAACAACCUUGGUGGAGUGUAUCACAACAUGGGUGACUACUCCAAAGCACUUGAAUUUUACGAAAAAUCACUUAAAAUAAGAGAAAAAGCUCUGCCUCCGAAUCAUCCACAUCUGGGUAAUUCCUACGCGUGGAUCGGUGCGGCAUAUCACGCCAUGGGUGACUAUGCAAAAGGACAUCAGUUCUAUGAAAAAGCGCAUAAAAUAAGAGAAAAAGCUCUGCCUCCGAAUCAUCCAGAUUUGGGUGGUUCCUAUUCUUCAAUGGGUGCAGCAUAUAUCGCCGUGGGUGACUAUGCGAAAGCACUUCAAUCCUAUGAAAAAGCACAUAAGAUACUCGGAAAAGCUCUGCCACCAACUCAUCCCGAUUUGGCUGUUUCCUACAACAAUAUCGGUCAAGUGAAUCAGUACAUGGGUGACUACUCGAAAGCAGUUCAAUAUUUCGAAAGAGCGCUUCAAAUCAGAGAAAAAGCUCUGCCUCCGGAUCAUCCAGAUUUGGGUGGUUCCUACUCCUCGGUGGGUGCAGCAUAUAACGCUAUGGGUGACUAUGCGAAAGCACUUCAAUUCUAUGAUAAAGCACACAGAAUAUUCGAAAAAGCUUUGCCACCAACUCAUCCAGAUUUGGCUGCUUCCUACAACAAUAUCGGUCAAGUGAAUCAAAACAUGGGUGAGUACUCAAAAGCAGUUCAAUAUUUCGAAAGAGCGCAUAAAAUAAGAGAAAAAGCUCUGCCUUCGAAUCAUCCAGAUUUGGGUGUUUCCUAUUCCUCGAUGGGUGCAGCAUAUACCGCCAUGGGUGACUAUGCGAAAGCACUUCAAUUCUAUGAUAAAGCACACAGAAUAUUCGAAAAAGCUUUGCCAUCAACUCAUCCAGAUUUGGCUGUUUCCUACAACAAUAUCGGUCAAGUGAAUCAGAACAUGGGUGACUACUCGAAAGCAAUUCAAUACUUUGAAAGAGCGCUUCAAAUAAGAGAAAAAGCUCUGCCUUCGAAUCAUCCAAAUUUGGGUGAUUCCUACAACAAUAUCGGUCAAGUGUAUUUCGACAUGGGUGAAUACUUGAAAGCACUUCAAUUCUAUGAUAAAGCACAUAAGAUACUUGAGAAAGCUCUGCCUCCGACUCAUCCCGAUUUGGCGGCUUCCUACAGUAGUGUCGGUGGAGUAUAUAACGCCAUGGGUGACUACUUGAAAGCACUUAAAUUUUACGAAAAAUCACAUAAAAUACUCCAAAAAGCUCUUCCUCCGAAUCAUCCCUUAUUAGCUGAAAGUCACUUGAGUUUUGCAGCGUGUCAUGAAAAAAUGGGUGAUUACGCCGCAGCUCUUGCAGCUCUUCAAGGUGCUUUUGAAAUUCAGCAAAGAACGUUGGAAGAAGGUAAUCCAGCUUUUGCUUCAACAUACAGCUGGUUCGGAAAGGUUUACCGCAGUAUAAAAGAUUAUUCAAAGGCACUAGAUUAUUUUGAAAAAGUCCUCGCAAUAGAUCGAAAAACAUUACCUGAAAGACAUCCGUAUUUCGGUUUAUCCUAUACUCAUAUUGGUGAUAUUCACCGAUUAUUGGGUAAUUAUGAAAAGGCACUUUCUUUUCAUCGAAAAGCAUUAAAUAUACAAGAAAAUGUUCAAUGUGAUCCCACAGCUCGUGCAACAACAUAUAUAAAUUUAGGUGAAACAUAUCGUGAAAUGAGAGAUUAUUCAACGGCAUUGACAUAUAAUCAAAAAGGGCUAGAAAUACGUGAAAAGCAACUACCGAAAAACCAUCCUGAGUUAGCUGUAGUAUAUCACAAUUUGGCGAAAUUAUAUUUAUCUACUCAACGAUAUAGUAUGGCAAUGAAAAAUAUUCAACAAGCAGUAGAAAUAGCUCAAGAAAAAUUGCCUUCAAAGCAUCCUCAUCUUUUGGACUAUAAAGAAACAUAUGAAAAAAUUCGAAAGAAAAUGUAA
Molecule: messenger RNA, 2019 nt
Organism: Rotaria sp. Silwood1
Lineage: Eukaryota; Metazoa; Rotifera; Eurotatoria; Philodinida; Philodinidae
Source: the annotation of a GenBank genome assembly